UAAAAAGAAAAUGUCAGAUUUAAAAUAGGCGACAAAUGAUCUAUAAGCCCGAUCACAUGUAGACAUGUAGUCAAAAUUUUCAACUAUAUAUAUGCAUAGGCGAGAGUUAAUAAGAGUAUCACAAAACAACUGCAAAUCUUCACGUGUUCUCUUUUGCUCAUCACAUGUUCUCUUCUUUCUUCGCCUCUCUCUGCAAAUCUAAUCCUUUCUCUUUUUGGCAUCCCUAGGCUCUUUUUGUGAUUCAUCUUCCAAUAAUUUAAUCCUUUAAAACUUAAAUACAUACGUAUCCACCUACUCAACUUUGGCAUGGACAAGAAGAAGGUUGUUGCAGCUUCAUCGUCAUCGUCAUCUUCUACUUCUUUUGAUCAUAUAUUUGGUCCAAGAGUCUCUUCUUCAUCUUCUUCAGCAACCACUGGACUGUUCACAACCAUCUUCCCACGACCCUCUGCGGGGAUGUUGGGGAGGCAAAUGGACUUUCCAAGUCAAGGUGGACAUGUGAAGUAUCAAUCUGCAAAUGAACGAGGAAAAAGAAGCAACAUAAAAGAGAAAAACAGUUACCAUAAUGAGGAAACAGAACCACCAUGCAACUUGAGCUCUUCAAUUUACUAUGGAGGCCAAGAGAAAUAUUCCUCUACAACAAAUACUAAUAAAGAUACUUACAAGAAAGAUGCACAGGAAGGCGAUUCCAAAAGGGCAUCAAGAGGAAACUGGUGGGAAGGGUCGCUUUAUUACUAACAUGCACUGCAUGUCACGCAAUCCUGAUUUUGAGCAACUGCUAAGGGAAUAAGAGACAUAUAAAUCCCCUUACUAUAUUAAAGAGUGUAGCAUAUAUUGCAUAAACAAAGAAUGACUUGUUCUUGAGAUGUUGAUUUGUUGUUUACGUAAACGCAACGCUAAUUAAGACAAGCCUCUUUCUGAUUAUUUUAAAGUUUGUCUAAUAUUUGUCUAUGUGAAAUGAUGCUUUAUGAAUACUUGUACUUUAUAUUUUACAUAAUAAUGAAGCACAUUUGUUACUGGUA
Molecule: messenger RNA, 1019 nt
Organism: Brassica napus (rape)
Lineage: Eukaryota; Viridiplantae; Streptophyta; Magnoliopsida; Brassicales; Brassicaceae
Exons: 6
Coding region: 307-735 (142 amino acids)
Source: RefSeq, a predicted model, not a curated record